Conger conger (European conger) is the source of this 4792-nucleotide messenger RNA. RefSeq names its product GATA zinc finger domain containing 2Ab (gene gatad2ab). Gene Ontology annotation, biological process: negative regulation of transcription by RNA polymerase II. Gene Ontology annotation, molecular function: sequence-specific DNA binding. The record is from RefSeq and is a predicted model, not a curated record. Gene Ontology annotation, cellular component: NuRD complex. Lineage: Eukaryota; Metazoa; Chordata; Actinopteri; Anguilliformes; Congridae.
GAAGCGCAUUAUUUGGCAACCGGAGAAGCAACGGGGAGGGUUAGUAAAAGGGUAUCCCCAGGAUUUUUUUACGCCGAAUUACGGGGGUAAAUAGUUACCCAGACCGCUAGGAAGACGCAAAGAAAUACGGUGCCGCACCACCUCUACUCCGUGUGGCGAUGUCGGAGGAGGCUAACGUUGAGCCGGUCUGCACAGGUGCAGCGAUGUCAGAGGAGGCUAACGUUGAGCCGGUCUGCACAGGUGCAGCCGUACAGGAGGAGGCUAACGCUGAGCCGGUCUGCGCAGGUGCAGCCGUACAGGAGGAGGCUAACGCUGAGCCGGUCUGCGCAGGUGCAGCCGUGCCGCAGCAGGCUAACGCUGAGCUGGUCUGCGCAGGUGCGGCGAUGUCAGAGGAGGUGGUGCGUCAGACGCGCAGUCAGAAGCGGGCCCUGGAGCGGGACAGCCUGCCGGGGGACGGGGCCGAGGGCAAGAAGGUGAAGCUGGAGCGGGGCGAGCUGAAGAGCGACCCGGACGGGGCCCCCGACGGCCCGGGGCCCAAGGUGAAGGCCGAGCCGGGGGCCAAGGCGCCCGCCGCCCUGAAGACGGAGCCGGGGGCCAAGGUGCCCAGCCUGCUGAAGAGCGGGGAGGUCAAGGCCACCAUCAAAGUGGAGCUGCAGACGGACGAGCCCGUCGACAUGAGCACGUCCAAAAGUGACUUUAAGAAGGAGAGGCGCCCCCCCCUCCCCGAUGAUGUCAUCGUGCUGUCGGACAAUGAGCCGUCCAGCCCCCACAUGAACGGGCUGAGCUGCCUAAGGAUGGACACGGAUGUUCUCAUGAAGAGCAGUCCUGACGAGCGGGAGCGCAUCAUUAAGCAGCUGAAGGAGGAGCUGAGGCUGGAGGAGGCCAAGCUGGUGCUGCUGAAGAAGCACCGACAGAGCCAGAUACAGAAAGAGAGCUCUCUGCAGAAGACCACAGGAUCGUCCAGUUCUGUGGCCACUCCGCCCCCGCUGGUGAGGGGCAGUAACUCCAGCAGUAAAGGGCCCCUGCAGGUGUCGUCAGGCCGGAGCUCGGGCGGGGUCAUCCCGCCCCCCCUGGUGCGGGGCGGGCAGCAGGUGUCCUCCAAGCUGGGCUCCCAGAACGCGCAGAUCGUCAUGCCCCCUCUGGUGCGAGGGGCCCAGAUCCACAGCCUGCGGCAGCAGCACCAGCAGCAGCAUUCGGGCUCCGGGCCCCCGCCCCUGCUGCUGGCCCCCCGCGCCUCCGUGCCCAGCGUGCAGCUGCAGGGCCAGAGGAUCAUCCAGCAGGGCCUGAUCAGGGUGGCCAACGUGCCCAACACCAGCGUGCUCGUCAACAUCCCGCAGGCCUCCCCCACCGGGCUGAAGGGCAUCACGUCCCAGGCGGGUCUUUCCAGCGGCGUGUCCACGGUGAGCGCCAGCGAGUCCCCGGCCAGCCGGCAGGCGGCCGCCAAGCUGGCCCUGCGCAAGCAGCUGGAGAAGACCCUGCUGGAGAUCCCCCCGCCCAAGCCCCCCGCGCCCGAGCUCAACUUCCUGCCCUCCGCCGCCAACAACGAGUUCAUCUACCUGGUGGGCCUGGAGGAGGUGGUGCAGAACCUGCUGGACACGCUGGGCAAGGGUGCCAGGCGGUCGCACGUGGCGACGGGCGUGACCGCGGCCCCCCCCAAGGACCCGUACACCUGCGCCCAGUGCAAGACGGACUUCACCUCGCGCUGGCGGCGGGAGAAGGCGGGCACCAUCAUGUGCGAGCAGUGCAUGACCUCCAACCAGAAGAAGGCGCUGAAGACCGAGCACACCAACCGGCUGAAGGCGGCCUUCGUCAAGGCCCUGCAGCAGGAGCAGGAAAUCGAGCAGCGCAUCCUGCAGCAGACCGCCUCCUCCCCCGCCUCCAAGACCUCCUCGUCGUCGUCGGCGGCGACCAAGGCGGAGCAGCAGCAGGUGCUGGUGGCGCAGCAGCUGAAGCAGGCCCGGGCCUCCGCCCUGCAGCAGCACAGCAGGGGCGCGCCCAUCGCCCGGCACCACUCCGCCAUCAAACAGACCGGGCAGAUCUCCCGGAGCGUGCAGCCCGUGGGGGUGCGGGGGGUUCCCCACUCGUACACGACGUCCUCGCAGCUGCAGAACGCCGUGACGGCGGCCGCGCUGGUCAGCAGGCCAGGUAAGCAUGCCAUGCGUGCAGCGGGGUCAAAGGUCACCAACAGCGGCAGUAACCCCGCCCCCGGGACCUGGAGGAAGCAGAACACCGUGACCACAGGUGUCACCAUGGCCUACGUGAACCCCAGCCUCUCCGUGCAUAAGACCUCCUCGGCCGUGGACCGCCACCGCGAGUACCUCCUGGACAUGAUCCCCUCCCGCUCCAUCUCCCAGACAGCCAACACGUGGAAAUAAUGCUAACACUGCGUAUUAUUAACCAGAAUAAUAGUAAUAAUCAUCAUUAUCACCAUAGUAACCGACAGCUCCUGGACACCAGCCGGGGACGACGAACUUACCGACCAAUAAACGGGGGGUGGGGGAGGGCGAGGGGGAAACGCUCCCCGCCUUGUCUCUUCCCCCUCUCCCUCUCCCUCCCCCUCUUUUUCUCUCCCUCCUUUUCCAAGCCUUCAGCCUCAGUGAGGGAGUGCUAGAACGUUGCGCAGGGACGGCGAUUCACCGGGGGCAGCGGGAGGGAUUUUUCAAAAACAAACGGCAGUGAAAAGCAACGGGGGUCUGACGAGGGCUCCCUCUUUCACCCUGCCCUCGCUCCCUCCCUCCAUCCCCCUUCCUCGAACCUGCUGCGGUGAGGUCACCAGCCUCCCCUGGGGGGGGGGGGGGGCCACAGGCUGGCCAGCCCGUCAGGACAGCGACGUCGCGCAUCUCCCGACAGAGCGCCGCGCUCCAGCCAUCCUCCCAAUCUGGACAAUGAGACUCUCUGCGCCCCCUCUGGCCAGCUGAGGAACGGCCGGGGGCGGGACCGCAGGUAAAAUGGCAGGGAUUGUGGUGUGAGGUUAGUGGACUCUCUCUGCGGGAAAAUUCUAGAUCGCUUCUGCUUUGCAACAACAACAAAAAAAAAAAACUUUAAAAAAUGAAAUAAAAUCUAAAAAAAAUAAAUAAAUGAUUAAAAAAAAAAAAAAGACAAAAAAAUAUAUAUUGACAAACACGACCGCUACCUACGUAGUGCAAAGCGGGGGAGGCGGGUUUGUGUUUGCAGAGGUUAUUUUGUAUGGCUGAAUGUUUUUGUUGUUUUUCUAUAACAGUAGUCAUACACCAUGUGGAUGGAUAUUUUCCCCCGGACUGUGAGGUCUGGGUUUAAGUCGUGUCCAUGUUGAGGUGGUUUUACAUCUGCUGCGGUGUUGGAUUUAAUUAUUUCUGUCUAGAAUUUCUGCAACCUGCCAGGAAAAAACAAAUAAAGUUAGUGCUCUGCGCAAAAAAAAAAAAAAAAAAAAAAGUUAAACACAAUUUGAGUAUAUCAGGGAGGUAAAUGAAUCGUGAGACUGUGUUGCAAAAGUUGAUCUAUUUUUUUUAAACCCUAGAUGCGUCAAUAAGCUCAAGGGUGGGGAGGAAUUGACAUAAUAAUUUUACUUUUAGUCCUAGGUUAUUGUAUUUUUGUUUUUGUUUUUUAGGCUUUUCCCCCCCCGGAUUCGAUUGUGUGGGUCACUGUAGUCAGACGAAUUGUACACAUGUAUAUCAUGCCCUGAGUUUUAUCCAGUUCCACUUUAGAUUUGUUCUGUUACAUGUCCAGCGGCUCCUGUUCUCCCAUUGGUCGAUUUAAAAGACUGGACGCCAAUCAGAAUGUAGUUGUGGACCCUAGUGAGUAAAGGAAUGUUCAUCUGGUUCAACGGAGAGUCUGCCCAGACGUGCAUCGUGUUCCUGACGUAGCCUAGUGGGGUUUUCUUUUCUUUUCUUUUUUUUUUUACCUGCAUAAAGCCGAGCGUUUUGACCAGUUUUGCGUAGCGCAGUGUGACCCGGUAGCGGGUGGAGCAGUGAUGUCAGCCGUGCAGCCCGUGGGAAGAACUAAAGGGGGCCUCUCUUACGAGGAACCACGAGAGAUUGGCCACACGGUUCAUUACACCGGAGCCUGGGUACGCUGGGCCUGGUUUUACCCGCUUUCAGCUUAUACAAUACUACUAAGUCCAGGUGUGAACGAAAAAUUCUUCAGACCCGCUUCAGGGGUUGCGUUUUAAUUUCUUGGCCUUCAAAAAAACUUCCAUUUUUUUUUAAAAAUGUUCCUUAUCUAUGUUAAUGUGGUCAAGAAACAAGCCCCUCUUCCCGGUUCUCGUUGGGUGGGGAGGGGAAUGAAGAUCUGACGCUGUGUGGUUUGGGUCACGGCCGUCCCGGUUGACCCAGCGCGUGUGACGGGAUGCAGAGCUCACCCUGGUUAGCGUAGCCGCGGACGCCGUUCCGGCACCACGCCGGGCCGCUCUCUCCCGUUUCGCUUCUGUUCUCGUCCGCCGUCCAUGGCUCGUCUUCCCUUCCAGGCGCGCGGAAACAUUGUUUUCGGAUCAUUUCUCCUUUUAACCGUUCUCGACGACCCUCGAGAGAGGUCUGUCGGGAUUCGUCGGCCGUUGUGGAAGGCCCUGUUGGAGGGGGGGGGUUGAGGCCCGCGUAGGGGGCUGGAUUCCAGGCCGCUUCGCCCCGACGCUGUUCCUGACACCGCCUGCCGCCGCCUGACUGACUAACACCAUUCCGUUCCCCUGGGGGGCGCUAGUGCCGUUCAAUGCAUUGUGCCCCCUCCUAAUGGAUUGUACAAGUCAUGUUCCAAAUUGUUUCGGGGGGUUUUUUUUUUUUCUCUGCUCUAUCAAGUAAUAAAACUAAUUUUAAUCCCUUUA